GGAGGAGAGCUCGGCAGCAUGGCCUCUCGGGCUAAGCGGAGGCGAGCGGUAGGGCCGCCCGAGUGCCGGGAGGAGGAAGGCGGCGGCGACACGGAGGACGACUCCUCGGAGGAGCCGGGGAGCGAGGAAGACAGUGAUGAUGACGACGACGAGGAGGAAGAGCUUAACCAGGAAGUAAAUAUUGAAUUUGAAGCUCAUUCAAUAUCUGAUAAUGAUAAGAAUGGAAUAAAGAAAUUACUGCAACAGCUGUUUCUAAAGGCUCCUGUUAGUACAGCUGAUCUGACUGAUAUAUUGAUACAACAAAAUCACAUUGGGAGUGUUAUUAAGCAAGCAGAACUUUUAGAGGAAAGUGAUGAUGAUGAUGAUCCUGAUGAGGUUUUUGGCUUCAUAAGCCUGCUGAACUUAACUGAAAGGAAGGGUACCGAAUGUGCUGAACAAAUUAAAGAGCUGGUUUUAAGCCAGUGUGAGAAGAACUGUGAACAGAGUAUGGUUGAACAGCUGGAUAAGCUCCUAAGUGACACCACCAAGCCUGUGGGCUUCCUACUAAGUGAAAGAUUCAUUAAUGUACCUCCCCAGAUCGCUCUGCCCAUGCACCAGCAACUGCAGAAAGAACUAAUUGAAGCUCAAAAAACAAACAAACCUUGUGGAAAAUGCUACUUCUAUCUUCUAAUUAGCAAAACUUUUACUAAUAAGAAGAGUAAUAUCAGAAAAAAGGGAAGCAGCAGCCACCAGAAAGAAGAACUGAUGUUUUCAAAUGCUGAGGAAGAAUUCUUUUAUGAGAAAUCGCUUCUGAAGUUCAGUUACUCAGUAGAAGAGGAAAGCGACUCAUGUUUGGGAGGCAGAUGGUCUUUUGAAGAUGUACCCAUGAAACCUUUACGAACUGUGAUGGUAAUCCCUGCUGACAGGAUGAAUGCCAUCAUGGAUAAACUCAAAGAAUAUCUUUCUGUCUGAACCACUCUCUGAGCUAACGGUUUUGUGAAGUCACCCUGUAAAAGUUAUUCGACUUUACAGUGGUGUCUAGAAAUUUUCCAUACCAAUUCUGCAUUAUUUCAGGAUCUCCUUUGUAUUCUCAUAAAAUACAUCACCUACACAACUUGUUCUUAUUGGCAGAGAACUGCCAUUUUGAAACAUCAGUGAUUACAAGUGCAAUAAAAAAACCCCUCAAAACAGUAAUCAUUUAAUAAUUGUUGAACACUUUUCUAACUAACUGUAGGUUGUUUCUGUGUUGCCAAAGAUAAUAACAAAAAACUCCUGCGAUUUUGUUCUGUUUUAAAAUCAUUUCUCAUGUCAUAUAAAAGCUGGUGUUGGGAAUAUAUUGUACAUAGAGGUUAUAUACUUCAACACAGUUUGGGAUAGCAAACUUAUUGAAUAAUGCAUUGCUGUUCGGCAGGUGUUUCAGGAUAUUUUUUAUAUUCUUUAUCUUUGCUGUUUGUUUUUUCUUCCUUGCCUGUUGUUGAAAUGGGUGAUAAAUGAUUGAUUUCUUCCUGCAGAAUAGCCUUGCUCUCACUGGCAGGCAGAUUACUAAAAUAGUAUUGAGGUGCCAGCUCCACAAAUCUGUUAAGAAACAGAAUAAACAAGUGAGGGUAUAUUUUUUUUAAGAAGGCAAUUUUUCAAUAUUUUCUAUGACUGUUUUAUGACUCAUGCAGCAAAUGCUUACAGGCAGGAACAUUUUGAUGCAUUAAAUAUAGAGCUGCAUAGCUGGAAUCGGUUCCAAAUUAUAUAUUCCAGGUAAAGUGUACAUAUAAGAUUAUACAGUUUCUUUACAAAUUAAUAUGUUCCGUUUGUCCUUGGAGUGCUAGUAGUUGGUUUCCAGGUGUUGCAAACUGCAAUCAAAAUAUAACAUAGUCCUGGAUACGAGUAUACCCUUUGCAAAUUCUACCUGAAGCUUCAAUGCAUAACCUAUUUAAAUUAAGGGAAACUGUAGAAGGGCACAAUUUUUAUCUAUUUUAGUAGUUUGGGGAAAAGGAAUGGUUUCCUGCUACUAUGUGCAUUAUAGCAUUUCAAAUAAAUUCAGUCAUCGCUAGCCACACAUGUGUGGAAUUAUUAGUUGUUCAUGCUCCUGAUUCAAUAUAUAACAUGAAUUUUGUUUAACUUUGAUUUCACAUCUGUGUAUUGGUUCUGUGUGCCAGGACACAGAGGAAUAGAUAUGCUCAGGGUUAACUUGUCCAUUAAUUUCAUACUAGUCUUAACAUUGUCUAUCACCCAUUUUCUUCAGUCUAUCUUACUAAAAGGGGGAUUGCAUUGUAUCAGUUUGAACUUACUACCUGCUUGAGCAGGUACAUCAGACCAAGUAGUGACAUAGGACUGAAAUAGCUGAAGGCUAAACAUUUCAUUUUUAAAUUUCUAAUUAAAACUUUACUCCCUUA
Podarcis raffonei (Aeolian wall lizard) is the source of this 2366-nucleotide messenger RNA. RefSeq names its product BRCA2 and CDKN1A interacting protein (gene BCCIP). Gene Ontology annotation, cellular component: nucleus. Bases 19 to 951 code for a protein of 310 amino acids. NCBI's taxonomy places the organism in Eukaryota, Metazoa, Chordata, Lepidosauria, Squamata, Lacertidae. The record is from RefSeq and is a predicted model, not a curated record. The transcript has 7 exons.